Molecule: messenger RNA, 807 nt
Organism: Penicillium longicatenatum
Lineage: Eukaryota; Fungi; Ascomycota; Eurotiomycetes; Eurotiales; Aspergillaceae
Exons: 2
Coding region: 1-807 (268 amino acids)
Source: RefSeq, a predicted model, not a curated record
AUGAAGAGCACCAUUGCCAUUGCUGCCCUCCUGGCGGGCGCAAAUGCCCUCGUUGGUCGCAGUGAUAGCUGCUGUUUCCAGCUGACUGCCUCUGGAAGUGCUACUGGCACUCUUGGCCAGUUGAGCGAUGGCCAGGUUCGUCUGGGUGACACCACCCUGUCGGCUGCCGAGUUUUGCAUCUCCAACUCUAUCAUUACCGAUAGCGAGGGCCGUGGAUGUGUUGUCACUUCAUACCUAGCGGAGACCACUCAGUUCCAGUGUGAUGAGGGCGCCACCGGCACCUCUGGCUUCUCCUUGGCCUCUUCUGGCCUGUUGAGCUUUGACAGCAGCUCCUCCUUCAUCGCUUGCCAGACCGGCGAGAAUGACGGACGUAACAUCUACACCACCAACAGCACCUCCGUCACCGAGUGCGUGAAGAUCCAGCUGACCGGCGACUCUUGUGGUGCCGCCGCCUCGUCUUCCGUGGCCUCCUCCGUUGCCGCUGUUGCUCCCACCUCGUCCAUCCCCGUUGUGGUUGAGUCUUCGACCCCUGUUCCCGUCAUCCCCACUACAUCUCGCCCUCUUAUCCCCACCAGCCCAGCCAAGGUCUCCACCCCCGCUGUGGCCUCCACCAGUGCUGCUGAGAUCACCAGCCACAGCACCACCGCGUCCUCGACCACCAGCACUUCGUCUACCACCAGUGCGUCCGCCUCCAGUGCUGCUUCCACCGCCCCCACUACCAGCGGCUCGGCCAUCACUGCUCCCAUGGGCUUCGCCCACUGGGUUGCUUCCAUCGCUGUCAUGCUGAGCGUGAUGGUCCUCUACUAG